CAUCGUUGCCAAGGAAGAGUUGUACAUGGAGCGACUGUGUUGUAUCUAAAGAGCAGUCAAUGUAAACGGAACACUAUCUCAUUGGAAGGAAGACAAAUAUACCAGAAAAAUGAGCGAGUUCAAGGAAGUGAAUAGUGAGAGGCGACAAGAUUGGCAUGAAACGAGCGCAGGUGUUGGCCAUCAUUACAGGCCGGGAUAUUAUUUUCCCAAUUCUGAAUUUCAGACACAGUUGAGAGAACCAUUACCAUCAGACCUUGCAAAACCAGAUGAAAUCACAAGAGAUCAAAUAUUCCAGACAACUUAUGGAAAUGCACAUGACAGAAAAUACCCUGGAGGGAUGUUUGCCAACACUGUUCACAAUAAAGCUCCAGGACACUGGAAAGUGAAUUAUGUCAAGGAUGUUGCUGAGAAGCUGGGCAAGGGUGGAUGGCGGAGACCCCUCACCAUGGGAAACCAGCAGAGUGAGACCCAGGAUAAGUUCUGUGCUGCCUCUGGUAUCAGGGAGAAAUACCACUUUGAAGAUUUUGCUGGACCCCAAAACUUUAUUCUACAAGAUCAUCAUAAGGAGGGGCCUUCAAAGUAUGGCCGUGCAACUACACAAAAUCCCAAGCUCCAGGGCAAGCCAUUCUACGUCCGAGACAAGGGUGUGCUGUCCCUGCUUGACCCCUACUUAUCCACCACUCAGAAAGAUCAUCGUUCGUUCAAACCUGAUGAGCUCAAGAAAUAUCCCAAGAAAGACAUAGCAACAACUUGGCAGUGUGAGGACAUGCCAAAAUCCUGGGGCCAUGGUCUCAAACACAAUCCAUUCCCUAAAGAUUCUGUACCACGAGAGCCCCUCCCAAUGAGAGACACCAUGAUGUUCCCUACAGCUACAAAGAUCCCACGCCAGCCCAAAGCAAUGGUGCCAGUACCUCACUCGGGCUUGAAGACUGAAUACUCAGACUUGUACAUACGUCCAUCACAUGUUCGGAUGAGGGAGAACUUCUACUGCCCAGUUGACACGCCCUUCACCCUCCCUAAUGCCGGCACCAAGUCUGUUAUGACCGCACCCAAGAUGUACAACACAGAAUAUCAGAAUGUUGGCAGCAAGAAACCAGUCAUUGUGUAAUGUUUGGACAUGUGCAAGAUGUGAAACAACCAGUUUGGAUGUUGUUGUUUUUUCAGAGCUAUGUUUGCGUGGCAAUUGUCAAUAUGGGAUAAACUUUUGCAGGUUUACAUUUGGGAGGACUGAAAUGUUUGGGAUUUAAUUCAACCUGUAAAACAACAGAUUUGAAUUCUCUUGUAAAGUGUCAGACGUCUAAUUCUGCUGAUUUUGCAGUAAAUUUACACCUUGUAUUGUACACUGUUUUGUACAUCAGUUUUAUCACUUGUUACAUAUAUAUUUGUACUUUGAAACAUUUUAUAGAAAUUACAUUUUACACAUUUAUUCAGAUUAUCAAUUACAUACAUCAUAAUUUGUAAAACUGUAAAUGGCAUAAUAUAUGCACAUGGCUUGUUAACCAUAUUCAUGUGAAAUAACAGUUAUUGCUGUUUUCGUUUUUGAGUGAAACUGAGAAAAUGAUGUUCUUCAUCAGUACCUCUGUCACAGAUGGUAAUAUCUGCCAUUUUCACUGGCUUGAAAAUAAAUGCAUAGAAGAAUUAUGAUGAACACAAAUAAGGGGAAAUAAUAACAGACUAAGUAUCAUUUAAUUGAUACCAGCACUUCUCAUCAUGUGGGUAUGUACAUAUACUGAAGAUACUGCACAUAGAAAUGUAAAUAUUCUGUAAUAAAAUGAGAAUAUGCGUGUGUGAUAAAGAACAGUCUCAUCUGACUCAUGCUAUUGUAAAUAUAUAUAUUUAUGAAUU
Haliotis rubra (blacklip abalone) is the source of this 1845-nucleotide messenger RNA. RefSeq lists its product as uncharacterized. The transcript has 6 exons. The record is from RefSeq and is a predicted model, not a curated record. Bases 110 to 1108 code for a protein of 332 amino acids. Lineage: Eukaryota; Metazoa; Mollusca; Gastropoda; Lepetellida; Haliotidae.